UAUUAGAGUGUUACUUGUCAAAGAUAAUUAGUAGAUCAUGGCUGCAAAUAAUCUUUCUAAGUGUUUUGCCAUUUGGAUGAUCAUUGUAGUUUUUUGCUCAUGUUUGUUUACAUUUUCUUCUUGUCAGCCAAGUGGUUUUUCACCAGCAGUGGCAACUUAUUAUACAAAUCCUACUAGUCCUGGAAGUGGUGGUGCAUGUGGACUAGAAAAUGAUGUAGUAGGUGCUCCCUACAAUGCUAUGAUUACAGCAGGGAAUCAAGAUCUUUUUAAACAAGGCUCUGGAUGUGGUGCAUGCUAUCAGGUGAUGUGUACCCAAACUCAAAAUUCACAUUGUUCAGGGAAUCCAAUAACAGUAACCCUUACAGACGAAUGCCCUGGGGCAUGCAAUAAUGAUCCAGUUCACUUUGAUUUAAGUGGAAUUGCCUAUGGAAAACUGGCAAAGUCUGGAGGAAGAAUUCCAAUUUUUUAUAAAAGGGUAGCAUGCAAUUACAACUCAAACAUAUUGUUCAAGGUGGACAAAGGUUCAAACCCUAAUUUCUUUGCAGUUGUAUCUGAAGCAGUAAAUGGUGAUGGUGAUCUUUCAUUGGUCGAAAUAAAAACUGGAGGAGCAAGUACUACUGCAUGGACUCCUAUGAAGAGAAUGAUUGGGUCAACAUGGAAUGUUGGCAUACAACCAAACACACAAAAACCUCCAUUUUCUCUAAGGCUUACUUCAAGUACAAAGAAGAGUGUUAUUGCCCAGAAUGUUAUUCCACCUGGCUGGCAACCAAGAUCUGUUUACAAAUCAAAUGUUAAUUUUCCUAGCCAGUUAUAGUGUGAGAAGUAUGAAGGGAAAAAUUAUAUUAUGGUACCAUUUGUUUGU
Messenger RNA from Capsicum annuum, 862 nucleotides. Its product is annotated as expansin-B15. Gene Ontology annotation, cellular component: extracellular region. Gene Ontology annotation, biological process: plant-type cell wall organization. The record is from RefSeq and is a predicted model, not a curated record. Lineage: Eukaryota; Viridiplantae; Streptophyta; Magnoliopsida; Solanales; Solanaceae.